CCGAGCAUUAUGACGUCACGGCGUUCUUUAAAAAGCACCGAGAAAACAAUCGGCAUUGAGAAAAAUAGAUGCCCUCCGAUCUUACUAAAAGCGGUGGCUGUGAUCCGCAGUUAGAGCGAGCUAUAUAAGCAAAGGCGAAGAACUACCUAUAGAAGCCGCCUCGGCAAACAUGGUGUCCCCGGUGACCGUGGUGAAGAGUGAAGGUCCUAAACUCGUGCCCUUUUUCAAAGCCACCUGUGUCUACUUUGUCCUCUGGUUGCCAACCUCCAGCCCUUCCUGGUUCAGUGCCCUCAUCAAAUGUUUGCCAAUCUUCUGCUUAUGGGUCUUCCUGCUGGCACAUGGGAUCAAUUUCCUGACAGCCCAUCACAAUGCCUGUAGGAUCUUUGCUGGCUUGAUAUUCUCUGCCUUGGGAGAUGCUUUCCUCAUCUGGCAAGAGCAGGGCUACUUUAUUCACGGCUUGUUGAUGUUCGCUAUUACACACAUAUUGUAUUCCUCAGCAUUUGGAAUUAAACCUUGGGACCUGAAAGUUGGCCUUGGGUUUGGCUUGGUGUCCAGUUUCUGCUACACUUUCCUGUAUUUCUACCUUUCAGGCCCAUUUACCUAUUUGGUAGCUGUCUACGUUGCCUUAAUUGGCUUCAUGGGCUGGCGGGCUAUGGCUGGUGUGCAGCUCUGCAAUGACCUUUGGACUUGGACCAAGCUUUCUGCUUGCAUCGGCUCUGUGCUCUUCAUGGUAUCUGACCUGACUAUUGCGGUCAACAAAUUCUGCUUUCCUGUCCCCUACUCAAGGGUCAUCAUCAUGGCCACUUAUUACGCGGCUCAAAUGCUCAUUGCACUUUCUGCGGUGGAAAACAAGGAUGAAGAAGUUUUCAAAAAGAGAAAAUAAGAGACUGAUGCCCGCACAUCCAUCAGCUCUGUUGGGGAUGCUACAGCUGCACUCAUCCUGGAGGAUGUUUCAGAAUCUGUGACUGCAAAUCUUGCUUCUUUGAAGCUCUUCUUUAUAUUAUUUGGAUGGUCUUGUCUAGUCCUAUUGAAUGGAGUAUGGAACUCACAGUGGAGGUUUAGAGGUUUAGGUUUUUAGAGUAUUUACUUCCUGACCCUUGGAAACCUCUCUUAACACAUUAGUAUAUUUGUAUAAUAGAGAAACUGGUGCUGAACAUUCCAGUGGGACAAAGCUCGUUUCAGGACAAUAUUAUUAUUAAAUAGGGUAGGCAAUACACUGGAAUGUAAGAGCUUUGCCUUCAACAUGGAAUGUGCAAAAAUCACACACAAAAGAGUCUCCAUGCUGCCUAAGCCCCUAUAUUACAUACAUUGCAUUAGAACUGUGAGCCAUUGUGAGUCUACACAAGAACUCUUUGGGACCUGAAAAAUAAUCACAGGAUGUAGGAGCACUCAUGUCAAUCACUAUGGGAAAUGUAAUUUAUGCUGUCCUUGGGAGAAAUCAGCUUAAAUUCCAGAUUUGUGAAAUCAUGUAUUUAUAGGCCAAGCAUAGCCUUUUUAUUUUUAUUUUGGUGAAUGUGAAUCCUGCAGAGCAUCUGUUUUUCUGCAGAUUUUAAAAGCAACAACAAAAUGCAAUGAACUUUCUCAGGCUGGUAGAGGUUGGAGGCAGGAGAAAACGUGGAAAAAAGGGGUUUUAACCAUAAAACAAGUCAUGCUGUUCAGUGAAUCAGCACUUCCAAGGGAAAAUGUCCAAUGUUAUUAGUACUGAAACAGUAAGAAAGACACUUGGGCGUUUUUAAGACACCAGCUGCUUUGUAGACAUAAUAGAUUGGCCAAGAAAAUCACCUUCUUGUACAAGAUUCUCAGCCUCUUCCUCUCCACAAUCAGUGCCAGUGUGUCUUGGAAGAGAACGCACAUGCAAGAAUCUGAGUCAGAUGUCACGAAGAAUGACUGUGAAAUGGGUUUCUAAGGUACAUUUGCAAUUCACUCUUCACCUGUGGACUAUUUAAAGCGAAGCCAGUGUCUCCCAGGCAUUUGCUCUCUUCUUUCUGUAGAUGUGCACAUCAACAUUUCCCCAUCACAUCCAGCAAGAGCUGUAGACUUUGCAGGUGCCUUCAUGCCUACAGCUGCAGCAUGGAUCAUGCUGACGGGCACAUCCAAUCACCAAAGUGCUGAGAAACUAUCGCUUCACCAUGCUCCAGAGCCACUCAUUUGCUCAUUUUCCUCUGGCGACAAGGAAUUACCACCGGACCAGUCAACCUGGGUGGGAAGUCGAGUGGCAUGCUGGCACUUUCCCUUGUUUUGUGGCAUCCAGCAUACAAAAUAGGUUCUGUUGACUCGCACUGCAACAAUCAAGUGUGAAAUCCCUUGGGUCCACUCCCUUCUGCUUUUGCUCAGUGGCAUUUUGGGGGACAUAAUUUCCCCUACGUAUUUUUCUUAUUACAUUUUUUCUUCUUCUUCUUCACGAUCUGUUAUAUAUGAUUCAUGUCAGUGUUUAUUUCUAAAUAUUUUGGUGGCUUGAUGCCAUUCAGAUUUGUUAGAACGUCUGCAACACUCAGAAUUCUUUGUCAGCAUUAACAGCUAUAGGACUAUAGGAACUGUAAAACUCCCUGGAAGACACCAUGUUGGGGAAGACUGACAUAGAUCAGGGGGCCCCAACCCCCUGGCUGCAGCCCAAUACUGGGCUGCAGUCCAUUCAGAACCGGGCCGCGCAAGUGGGCAAGCGUGCUGAUGUGCAUACCUCCACUUGCGUGAGUGGCAGGUGUGUUUGCUUGUGUGCAAAGCUCCAUUUGCAUGGAACCAUCCCCUCCCCGUUGCCACCACCGCCAGUCUGCAAAGCUGGAAAGGAUGGGGACCAUUGAUGUAGAGCAUCUCAUUAGAUUUCCCCCAUCAUAUUAUUUCAUGAGGAUUCUCUUUCUGCUUGCAAAAGUAAUUGUGUAGAAAUGUAGUCACGGGAGUUAUAUUUUUGUAUAACUUCUUGCAAAACCUUCACAGUAAAUAUUGUUGGGAAUGCUAAACAAUCGACAUCUGGAAGCUGGUUCUCAUUCAAUAAUCCCUUGUUCAGCAUGUGUUUGAACUUAGGAUAGUGCUGAUUGAGUGGUGUGUGUAUAAAAUCAGUCCUUGAAGCUGCAGUACGUGCAGCAAUCCCUGUAGUUAUCUGAUUGCGACCCAAGUGCUUGGCAACCGGCUUGCAAUGACAAUGUCGCAGCAUCCCACAGUCCCUUGAUUGCCGCUUGUGAUCUUCACUUCAGGCUUCUGACGAGGCAAGUCAACAGGGAAGCUGGUUGUGAGUCACAAAUGGCAGCCAUAUGACAUCACUCUUUUAACGGCAUUG
Thamnophis elegans (Western terrestrial garter snake) is the source of this 3271-nucleotide messenger RNA. It is a transcript of the gene TMEM86A, whose product is annotated as transmembrane protein 86A. The record is from RefSeq and is a predicted model, not a curated record. Gene Ontology annotation, cellular component: membrane. The transcript is spliced from 3 exons. Bases 170 to 883 code for a protein of 237 amino acids. Lineage: Eukaryota; Metazoa; Chordata; Lepidosauria; Squamata; Natricidae.